UGUUAAUUAAUUUAUUGACAAAGGAUGUAUAGACCUGAAUAGGAUUGUAUAGGAUCAUAGUCUAGGUGACCACGAGGUGUGAGAAGCGGAGCGCCCAGCUAUUUCACGGCAAUAUUUUUGCCAGCUGUAUGACACCAAAGACAGUAAAUCCCAAGCUCCGAGGCCAGCGUUUCCAUUUUAAUUACCGCUGUUACUGUGUGAAGCUUGUCUUUCUUUAUCUGGGAGGCGUGUGGGACCCCUCUGCCUGCAAACCUGUCGGAGCUUCUCGCCUUGCCCUGCCUCUGGUCAGCGGGCGCAGCGCAGCGCGCACCGACCCCGGCUCUGCGCGCUCCAGGGAGCGCGCCCGCGCUGUCGGGAGCGCGCAGAGACCCUCCUCCCGCUCGGGCAGCCUCUCCCCAGCCACGCGAGGAUGCUUGCCCGCAGCGAAGGCUCCUCUGCUCCCCCUCCUGGGAGGUCCCAAGUGCAGCCGCUGCCGCUCCUCGCAGAGCCGCGGGCCUGCUGGCCGGUCCGAAAGCGCAGCGCAGCCGAGCGGGAUGGGUUUUGCAGAUGAAGGCAGGAGCUGGGAGGGGGCAGAGCUCAUCCCCCAGCUGUCCGCAGAGGGCAGCCCCGCGGGGACGGACAGGCGGCUGUUCCUGCUCUGCUGCGCUGGGGAAGCUCAGAAGGCCCCUGUCCCACGCCGAGUUGCAAUCUUGCCGUGUUGCAAGCCCCUCUCACGCCGUCUGCACGCCUGGAACAAAUGUGCCCCCUUCCCUCCGGCUGCAUAUCCAGCACCAGCGCGGACUGGGUGCCCUCGCAAUCUGGCAGUGCAGCAGUGCUUCAUGCAGCAGUUCAUGUAAUCUUCACCUGACCCACACAAACCUACCUGCCUUCCACCAGCAGUGGACUGCCAUCAGUGAUGAGGGCUGCACCGUAACGCACGAAUGCAGUGUCGAUAGCACGGGGUAUUUACCGCACCAUCUAAAUGGCAUCUGACAUUUUUAAUCACACAAUUAAACAAGAAUUAAAAUAAACAGCAGUAAACCAGUAGGAUGUUGCUCUGGAAGUAGUUUUAAUGGAUUUGAAAACAAGCAAGCACUUUUUUUUUUUUCCACCAGAAGAGGCAAAACUGUAUUGAAGAAGCACUAGCAGCGUGUAAAAGUGAUCACAAUGGAGCAAAUGCUCGUGAAUGCCUCCCAACUCAUCAAUCACGCUGCCUCACAGCCCCACCACACCACUACCCCACCUUCCACGCGCUCCCAGACAGACAUCCAUCCACACGGCAUAGCAACCCAAGAUCCCUGAGUUUCUGGAAAAUAGAUUUAGCCCUAAUUUUUGUGACAGAUGGAGUUGAUAGUCUCAGGAUGAAAAAAAGCGCCAGUUUUGACAGGCAGCAGAUACCGAUGCCCCUUGUGGUCGGAGCCGCCGUUGCGCUGGAAUUAAGGUAGCACUAAAAAGAAAGGCAACGGGUAAAUUCACCAGGAUUUAUUUUGUUAUGCUCCUCUCGUUGUGCCUUAAUAUGUAUACUUUCCCGUCAACUUCCUUAAAAACAAAGCAAAGGGAGCGUAAAAGGUGGUCGAGGCGUCAGCAGGGUAGCUUUCUUUCAAUGAAAACACAUUUCAUCCUCCGAACUAGAAGAUUUCAAACAACUUUUUAUCACAAAUGACCGAAGCACUACACUGAGAUCCACCGUAUUUCUGUCACUGGCGUCUUCGUAGGUCGGUAUCCCGCACCAUGCACACCAAAUCUCGGCGGGGAGCUGAGCUGAACGUGCCUACCUACAGCCGGCGGGGGUGCGUGAGGUGGGGAGAAAGUCGCAAUACUGAAGGCACGGCAGCAGCAGUACUUACAUGGUUGCAGCACACCGCUAACACAGGCAGCUUUGCUCUCCCGCCGCGUACUAACGCACCGAAAGCAGGAGAUCCGAUCUCCGCUCGGAUUGCAGCAAGAACAAAGUCGGUCUCACCCCGAGCCAGGUCCUGCUCUGCCCUCACGUGUAUCAGGGGGAAGUUUGGGUGCACACAGCGCUCGGGCUAGAGACUCUUUUUUUUCUUUUCCCUGCUCUUGCGAGCAGCGGGUCGGGCGUUAUCCCCGCCCGAGCCGCCCGCAGACCCACGCCGCCGCCGCGGAGCGGUGCUCCGGGGAGAGCCCCAAGAGGCACCGGGAAGGUACCGGGCAGAGACCGGGCAGGGACCGGGCAGAACCCCGGGAGAGCCCCGCCGUGCCCGAUCCGCGCCGCCGCGCCGCCUUAACGGGAGGAGGGGCUCCUCGGGGGGCUGUCACUCUCCUUAAGCCUUUCCUUUCAAGCUUUGAAUGUGAGCUGCCCUCCAGCCCCCCUCUCUCCUUCCCUCCCUCCAGUAGAUCGUAAAGAGAGGAGGGAAGAGAAAAAAAAAAAAGGGGGGGGGGGGAAAGUUUCAACAACAGGCUGGACCAAUGGCAAGUCGCAAAGCUGGGAAAAGGGGCCGAGCGAAGGGAGAAAAAAGUGGAGAAAAGGAGAAAGAGAGCGAGAGAGCGCAGGCUGGGGGGGAUGUGUAAAAGAAGAAGCGUUGCUAAUUUUUUUUGUUUGUUUGCUUUUCCAUGCAUGCAUAAUGAGGCCUAAUCAGAGCACGUUGCUGCUGCUCGGAGGGCACUUUUGUAUUUAAAGCCUUGCAGAGAAAAAAAGAUCCACAGACGAAUCCGCAGAGCAGCUCGCGGGGCUUGUUGACAACAGAAGCAGCAUCAGUCGCCCAGAGAAAAAGAGACCCCGAAGCCUGCCUUCUUCCCCCGUGCUGUCUAACGGGGAGAGACAUUUCUUCUCCCUGCCACCCGCAAGUGCGACCCGCGCCGAGCGAGAGCCAGCGAGCGGAGCCGGGACCGUGAAUGGGAUCGGAGCGGCUGGCAUGUGCAGAGAUGCUGCGAGCGGAGAGAUAGAGGCUCCCGAGGAGGCGGCGGCGGCGGCGGCUGGGCAUUUAUUUUGUGCAAAAAAAAAGAGGAGGAAAAAGAGAGAGAGAGGCAGAGAGAGGGAGGAACGGCGCCGCACGAGGAGCAGGGCAGCACCAUGAGCAACCCCGGCGCAUCCUGCAAGUCCCCGAGCGCAGCCCGGAGCCGCUGCCCCCCGCGCCCCCGCUGGCACUGACUGCCCCCUCCCUCCGCUCCGGCCGCCUUCUCCGCCGCCGGUCGCCGAGCCGGGAGCAGCGGGUGGGGGGCACGGGCCGGCCCCGGGGCCGCUUCCAGCUCCGGGGGCUGCAGGGGCCCGCAGCCCGCGCGGAUGGAUUGAUGCGAGGAGGAGACCUCAUGCGCACGGUCGGCAGGAGUUUCGCAAACUUUCCCACCGGCGGCAGCUCCUUCUCCUCCUCCUCCUCCUCCCGCUCCUUCCCCUCCUCCACCACCACCACCAUCACCACCACCACCUCCUCCUCCUCCUCCUCCUCCUCCUCCUCCUCCUCCUCCUCCUCCUCCCCGUCGCCUACCAGCGCCUCUCCCCCGCGACCCCGCGGCCGCCGCCCGCGAUGGUGGCCCGCUCGCCCGCUCGGCACGGAGCCGGCGGCGGAGGGCUGCUCUGGCCGCGGCCGGCCGCCUGGCUGUGCGUGGCGGCGGCGCUGGGCGCCGUGUGUCCGCCGCGGGGCUCGCUGGUGCAGGGCCGGCGGCUGAUCUGCUGGCAGGCGGUGCUGCAGUGUCAGGGGGAGCCCGAGUGCAGCUACGCCUACAACCAGUACGCCGAGGCGUGCGCCCCGGUGCUCCUGCAGCAGCCGCCGGCUGGCGGUGGCGGCGGCGGCGGGGACGGCCCGGCGGCCGCCGCGGGCUCGCCCGCCUCCCGGCGGCGGUGCCCCAGCCACUGCAUCGCGGCCCUCAUCCAGCUCAACCACACCCGGCGCGGCCCGGCGCUGGAGGACUGCGACUGCGCGCAGGACGAGAACUGCCGCGCCACCAAGCGAGCCAUCGAGCCCUGCCUGCCCCGCACCAGCAGCGGGUCGGCGGCGCGGGGGGGCGGCGGAGGCGGCCCCGGGGGAGGCCCCGGGCCCGGCCCCGGCGGCGGCGGCGUGAUGGGCUGCACGGAGGCGCGGCGGCGCUGCGACUGGGACAGCCGGUGCAGCCAGGCGCUGAACCGCUACAUGACCUACUGCGGGAAGCUGUUCAACGGGCUGCGCUGCACGGCCGAGUGCCGCGCCGUCAUCGAGGACAUGCUGGCCGUGCCCAAGGCCGUGCUGCUCAACGACUGCGUCUGCGACGGGCUGGAGCGGCCCAUCUGCGAGUCGGUCAAGGAGAACAUGGCCCGCCUCUGCUUCGGCGCCGACACGGGCAGCAACGGCGCCGGCAGCAGCGGCGGCUCGGACGGCGGCCUGGAGGAGUACUACGACGAGGACUACGAGGAGGAGCCGAGCCAGAAGGGGAGGGACGAGGCGGAGGACAAUGCGGGCGCCGAGCCCGGCUUCCCCAUGCAGGCGGACAGCGCCGGGCGGGCCGCCGCCGCCUGGGCCCUGCUGGCCUCCAUCUUGCUGCGGCUGCUGGCCGGCCUCUAGCCGGGACCGCACGCCGAGCCGAGCCGUGCCCUCUUCCCUUCCCUUCCCUUCCCUUCCCUUCCCUUCCCCUUCCCCUUCCCUUCCCUUCCCUUCCCUUCCCUUCCCUUCCCUUCCCUUCCCUUCCCUUCCCUUCCCUUCCCUUCCC
Molecule: messenger RNA, 4620 nt
Organism: Cygnus olor (mute swan)
Lineage: Eukaryota; Metazoa; Chordata; Aves; Anseriformes; Anatidae
Gene: GAS1
Product: growth arrest specific 1
Biological process (GO): negative regulation of mitotic cell cycle
Source: RefSeq, a predicted model, not a curated record